This is a messenger RNA of Cadophora gregata, 546 nucleotides long. RefSeq lists its product as uncharacterized. NCBI's taxonomy places the organism in Eukaryota, Fungi, Ascomycota, Leotiomycetes, Helotiales, Ploettnerulaceae. The coding region runs from base 1 to 546 and encodes 181 amino acids. The transcript has 2 exons. The record is from RefSeq and is a predicted model, not a curated record.
AUGCGAGUAGGACAUCUUUCUUGUCUUCUGGCAUUUGGUUUGCUGGCUAGAGGAGCAAUCGUGGAAUAUUAUGAACCAAUAGUUACUUGUCCUCUUCCUAAAUGCAAAUGUCCUUCGAAAUACAGGGCCGCUGCACCUGCAGUUGGAUUCGCCCUUGAGCUCAGCUACGGAACAGUAUCAGUCAAAUAUAAUAAUGGUACCAUCGUUCCUGUAGCCCAAGUUCCAGGUUCAUCAGAAUACAUCAGCCUGAUGGCCCAUUUUGCAACAACACCGAUCCAAAGAAUGUUUGACGGUAGCAGGCCACCACCAGGCGUCGACGCAGACGACAUCUCAACCAGAAAUGUGUGGAUUCGAUUUCAUAUCGUCAGAUUCCUCAAGAAACUCUUAUGGCAACCCGCGACUCCAGAAGUCAAGAUCCUGGCAGGCAUGGUAGCGGCAUUACGACGAGAAGCUCAAGCUUUUUUUGCGACAGCGUGUAAGAGGCGCUGCGAUAUCAUCGCCAGAUCGCGUUCGUCUAACGAAGCAAGAGAUAGGAGAUAUUUUUGA